AUGUCGUCAACAUUGAACAUUAAGAUCGAGUUCGGCGGCGGCCUCGAGCUCCUCUUCACCAACGAACGAACGCACAAGAUCGCGCUCCCCGCCCACAUUCCUGCCUCUUCGCCCGCUGCCACAGCCGAUGCGCCUGACGCGCCGGCGAACAUCACUUUCCUGAUCUAUUGGCUCAAGGAGAAUUUAUUGAAGGAACGUGCGGAGCUGUUUGAGGAGAACGGGACUGUAAGGCCGGGCAUUCUGGUGUUGGUCAAUGAUACGGACUGGGAGCUGGAGGGCGAGGGCGACUACGAAUUGAAGGAUGGCGACGAGGUCGUGUUCAUCUCGACGCUUCAUGGAGGCUGA
Molecule: messenger RNA, 345 nt
Organism: Peniophora sp. CBMAI 1063
Lineage: Eukaryota; Fungi; Basidiomycota; Agaricomycetes; Russulales; Peniophoraceae
Source: the annotation of a GenBank genome assembly